This is a messenger RNA of Dimorphilus gyrociliatus, 1162 nucleotides long. NCBI's taxonomy places the organism in Eukaryota, Metazoa, Annelida, Polychaeta, Dinophilidae. The record is from the annotation of a GenBank genome assembly.
AAUGGCAGAAGGCAAAAGCGAAGUACUGGAAGUAGGACAGAUUAUUAAACCAGCAACGACAAAAGACAUGGCAAAAUAUUUAGUUGAAAAAUUAUAUGGCAUUAAGACGACAAAUAUUACUGAAUUAAAUUCCUACGAUGAUCGUAACUAUUUGAUAGAAGUUGAACCAAGUCAUUCAAACCCUCACCUAGGAAAAUUAGAUGAAAAAUACUUAUUAAAGGUUUUAAAUUGCAUGGAUUCGAAGAAGAAUCAUUUUCUAGGAGAACAUGCUUUACAAAAACAUCUUAAUUCAAAAUUAUCCGUGAAAUGUCCUCAACCAGUGAUGAAUAUUGAGGGUAAAGAAAUAUCUUUUGAAUGCCUUGAUCCUAAUAAAAAUGAGGUUUCAAACUUAGUGAGACUUUUUACAUAUGUUCCUGGAAUAAUAUUUCAUAAAGGUACUUAUUCAGCUAUGCAGUUUUAUAAAUUUGGAAAAGUACUUGCCCAAAUGGAAAAUGCUUUAAUUGAUUUUAAUCACCAAACCUUAGUAGGUCAUAGUACAGUAUGGAAUUUGAAAUUUAUACCUGAUUUGAAAAAGUUCACAAAUGCUGUAAAGAACGACGGUUAUGUAAAAAUGGUAGAAGAAGUUAUACAAAAUUUUGAAAGCGAUAUCUUGCCUAAUCUAAAAAAUUUUAGAGAAGGUGUUAUUCAUGGAGAUACCAACGAACAAAACAUUUUGAUUAAUAACUUAACAGACGAUGCGGACAUUGUUGGUUUGAUUGAUUUUGGUGAUUGUUGUUUUUCAUAUGUCGUAUUCGAUUUGGCUAUAACCAUUAUGUAUUUCAUGGUUGAGACCAAAUCAGUGGCACCGUUGGAUGUAGGUGGACAUAUUCUUGCAGGUUAUCUUGAAGAAAAUUCUCAAAGUAGUAGAAAGAUAAAUAAAGUUGAGUGGAACGCCUUGAAAAGUUGUGUUGCUGGGAGGUUUUGUCAGAGUUUAGUGAUGGGAGCCUAUACGUAUGAGUUAACUAAAGAUUCUUAUGUCCAAGUAACUGCUUCAAAAGGAUGGGAUCGAUUUAUCGAGCUGUGGACGACUCCAGCUGAAAAAGUUCAAGAAAAUUGGAUUAGAAUAAUUAAAUCUUAUAACGAAAAUAUUCUACAGUCUUUUGACUUUUUAAAAAGUUAUUGA